UAAUACGAAAAUGGUGAUUGGAGAUGUUUAUGGUAUCUUUGAUUUAAAAAUUAGCGUGUGAAAUGUGAAUGAGAAACAUUUUCGAUUAGCAGUGUCUCAACUCUCAUACUUAAACUACACAAUAAAAUAUAAAUCCUUAAAUUCUAAAGUUUUCAAAACAAGUCGUUGCUGUUCAGUACGUUUAUUUUAUUGUAUAGUUUGUCACAGUCAGAAAAUGGAAGAAAGAGAUAAAAUAUUUAGCGCUCCCGCUUUUACAACGCGCGCCAACAACAAAUUCCUUGGUAUUGAUUUGUUUACCAGGAUUGGGAUGGGAGAAUUGGAUGUUGUUCUAUAUUAUUAUACUACAUAUAUCUCGACAACCUUGUCAAGACUGAAAACGAUUUGGAGAUAAUAAUCGUACCUAAUUACCACCUUCCGUGUUGAGGUGUUUAUCAGUUAAUCGUGCCAGGCAAAGUUUAGCCCCUGGAAGUUUUAGGGGUCUUUUAAGCUUAAUUACCUGUGUAGCGAGACGUAUUAUCGAUUGCAAAGUCCUUCCGUGAUUCGACACACUGGAUAUACGAUCUUGUAACUUGAUAAGAAUAAAAAAAUGUGCAGUGAGACUAAAAUGUGUGUCAGUUGUACGGAUAUCACGAUGCAAAGAUUUAAAACUGCGUAUCGUACUUUGGUGAAAGUGAUGACUAGUUAAAAAGUAUUUUAGAGAAGAAUAUUUACCAGUCAUGUAUGGGAUGUUGCAAACUGUUUAUCAGGCGAGUUCUACGGCAUGGAAGGCGGUAAGCUGGAGGUUAUGCCUCCUGGGUUGGUCCAUCUGGACACUGUAAGAGCCUUGCAUCAGACUGUAGUCUCUCUUCGCACUGCCUUGGAAUUGUCUAAGAGUGAACUAAAGGAAUUGAAAGAAAAGUACAAAGAACAGUCACGGUGUUUAGAACACACAGAUAUUAUAGAGCAGCUAACUAUUGAAAAUCACAUUUUAAGAAGGAAAAUUAUUGAUGGUGAUAGUCCACAAAACAUUAAUUAUUCAAACAGUCCCAAUGUCGAAGAAUAUAGCGAUGUAUAUAUAAGAACAGCUACUGCUGAGGGUAUAGAAGACAUAGAACAAUCACAAGAACCCCAAUUUGACAAUAAGCUAGAGGAAAUUAUUGAAGAGACCUCUAUAUCAAAUCAAUCGGAGACAUCUGAAAAUAAGGAAGAGCCAAAAAGUGAAGUAAAAGUAAUAGAUAAAGCAAAUUUUAAAACUAAACUAGAACUAUUAUCAAAAUUUGAUGUGAAAAUUAAAGUAACAACUUUAAAAGAAGGUUUGUCUACAACUACCUCUGAAACAGAUUCAACAAUUGAAGAUAAAGUUAAUCCAACUGCUGAUACAGAAUUUGAAGAAAAGAGAGAACAUUUUGAAAAGUUUGAAACUCCUAGUGGUGAUAUAGUGAAUAUUAGGACUGUGUCAAGUGAGAAUAUAAAAAUGGCCGUUCCCAGUGAAGCAGAUAGCAAAAAAGAUAAAUUUGAUGUUCAGGUGAAGAUCACUUCAGAGGAUAAUGUCGUUGUUAAAGAGACUACGGAGAAAGCCAAGAGAAAGGAGACUUUUAACUUAGAUGUGGAUACUUUGAGUGUCAGAUCAAUGUCAGAAGGAGAUAACUCAGUGUUCUCUGAAGGGACUACACCAAUGGAGAACAGUGCUCUUGAUGAGAAGCAGGAUCAAGAAAAUAGUGGGAAUGAGUCGGAAGAAGUUGAUGAUAUAGAACUGAUAUUUACCACAGACGAGUCUAAGGAUAUAAGUAAUUUACAGGAGGAUCUCGUCUCGAUACGUGAUUCAGAUCACUGGACACCCGGUUCAGCGUCAACCCACUCGACUCCAGUGCUGAUAAAAUUCCAUACCCUCGAUCCUGACUUUCAAACUGGCCCAAUGGCAGCCAAUAAGAGCUUUGGCAAUAUCGACCAACUGAGAAUGAAGAGAGUCUCUCUGCCGAACGAGAAAGAAUUUAAACAUAAGGGAAGUUUAGAUUUGCCUGGACGCGGUAUUUUGAAAAGUUUUAACAAUAAGUCCGAUAAUAUGUUGUAUAGAAGAAGUCCAAAUGCCAGUACUAGGAGAUUGGACAGCGUGGGGAGUUUGGACCACACAAAGUCCUCCAGCUUUGAAUUAGGUUCCAGUAUGGAUAUACUUCAUCGUGAAGCGAGUGUGGAUAGUGUUCGGUCGAGAUUUGAUAGAUUCUCAGUGUUUGGGGAAACAGAUAUAUCGAAAUGUGGUAUUUCUGAAGAUGAUUUGGCUGCGAAUCUCAAUUCGAGGAGGAACACGUGCCCCAACCCGUAUCAGUACAGAUUACAACCAUCCCGUUUAUCAUCACGCACACAAAAACCCAUUGCUGGACGGGUACGACCCAUCCUUCGUGAAAGUUAUGGACCGCGCAGAGAGGGCUCCGCUCAGACGGACAUGUCCGCCUUACCACCUCGAUGGACCUCAGAUGGAUAUCUUGCUUAUAAGAUGUCCCCUCCACCCUGCGUUGUGACAACUUUGCCCCAACGAGCCAGUCCCGCCCGACGUCUCACGAUACCAGAGAAAGCUCCCAUCCAACGCCGUUCUGAUGAAGCGAGGCGGGUUCUACUAAGUGACAUAGGAUUCACAUCAAUGGUACCAGAAUUGUCACGCUCUGCUGAACCAUUGUGGACUCUACGAAGAGCCCAACAAUCUUCAGAUAACAGGUACACCCGUGGUUCGUACCGUUCGCCGAGUGCGAGUGUAGAGCGAAGUUCAGAGUGGACUCCGCACCAGCGUCACACUUCACGAGGUGAGUGUAUGUCUUGGCGCGGAUCUCUACCGGAUGUUCGGGAUGACACAGAUACUCUCCUCCGCGAUACUGAGACAUUCCUACGUCGCUCCAUUGACAAUUUGCGCUCUACGUCACUCGAUCUGGACGCACAUUUUGAUAGAACUGGUCAGCCGUACAUCCCCGGUGAGCCGAAACAAUUGCGCUUGGGGCAUACUGUUAAACUCAUAACUCCGCAAGGCAGAUUGGCUGUAGGCAGAGUCAGAUACGUGGGCAUAGCCGGUGGAACUGCCGCCAACAGUGGCAUUGUUGUAGGCGCUGAAUUCUCCUGUAUGGAGUAUCCGGGACUUCCCCGUAACGACGGUACAUACCGGGGCAGACGAUACUUCCUUACUCCACCUCAAAAUACAGCCGUUUUUGUGCCAUUCUCUAAAAUAGUAAUGGCGUGGGCUAAUUAAAAUCAUAUUUGCAUUUGGCAUCGAUUCCGGAUCGAAGGACCAUCACUUUUUGAAUCCGAACAGGAUUUUGUAAGUAUGAAAAUUUCAUAAUAAAUGGUUGAAUUGGUAUUUUAAAAUCUCAGAAAUUGACUCCCUUAUAAAAAACUAAAGAGCUCAUAUUCGUCUGCCAAAUCGUGUAAGACAAGAGUGCUUUAAGUAAUCAAAACUUAUUUUUUAUAAGGGGUACUAAAACUAGCGGACCCGAUAGAUGUUGUCCUGUAUAAUAUUUUAAGCGAUUAGGAUAUUAAACAAAGUAUGAAAUUACCGACUGCAGCGCCAUC
Messenger RNA from Pieris napi, 3531 nucleotides. RefSeq lists its product as uncharacterized. The record is from RefSeq and is a predicted model, not a curated record. The transcript is spliced from 11 exons. Bases 761 to 3211 code for a protein of 816 amino acids. Lineage: Eukaryota; Metazoa; Arthropoda; Insecta; Lepidoptera; Pieridae.